Trichoplusia ni (cabbage looper) is the source of this 3630-nucleotide messenger RNA. RefSeq names its product transmembrane protein 165. Bases 197 to 1021 code for a protein of 274 amino acids. NCBI's taxonomy places the organism in Eukaryota, Metazoa, Arthropoda, Insecta, Lepidoptera, Noctuidae. Gene Ontology annotation, molecular function: calcium ion transmembrane transporter activity; manganese ion transmembrane transporter activity. The transcript has 5 exons. Gene Ontology annotation, cellular component: Golgi apparatus. The record is from RefSeq and is a predicted model, not a curated record. Gene Ontology annotation, biological process: manganese ion transmembrane transport; Golgi calcium ion transport; calcium ion transmembrane transport.
GAAUGUCAAUGUCAAAUAAAACGUCAAUUCGGCCGAGUUUAUUUCGAUUUUGGUUUACGAAAAUGUGGGAUAUGUUGUAAAAAAGUGUAUUGAACUCAUAUUAUUUGGCAUCGCUAUGAAAUAAAGAUAACCAACUGUUAUUUUUGCUAUCUUUUUCAAGUAACGUCUUUUUGUAUAUUAAGAAAAGGUCUUCAAAAUGCUGAAGAAGCGUAGCGUGUGCCUGGCCUUGGCGGUGUUCCUCGGGUCGGUGGCGGUGUCACUAGCGCAGGGCCAUGCGCCCGUGCCGCCAUCGCCUGUCCCGCCCCAGCCUACGACCACACAGCGUGCGGCGAUACAAGGCAGCUUUCUCCAAGGGUUCCUCGCUUCGCUAUCCGUCGUAAUAGUCUCGGAGCUUGGAGACAAAACCUUCUUCAUCGCCGCAAUCAUGGCCAUGAAGCAUCCAAGAAUCAUUGUAUUUGCUGGUGCGAUAUCAGCUCUAGUCUUCAUGACGAUCCUAUCGGCAGCCUUUGGUUGGAUAGCAACAGUCAUACCAAGAGUUUACACAUACUACGCCAGUGCAGCGUUGUUUGCAAUCUUCGGUAUCAAAAUGUUAAGGGACGGGUGGAAAAUGGACCCCAACGAAGGCCAAGAAGAAUUAGAAGAAGUCCAGAGUGAAUUAAAAAGAAGAGAAGAUCAGGAAGAAAAAGAAGAAACCCUAGACAUGCUUGAGCAAGGGCAGGCAGAGAACAGGCGGCGGAAACGAAACGCUGUCUUAAAGGUCCUGUUCCAAGCCGCGUCACUCACUUUCUUAGCUGAGUGGGGGGAUCGGUCGCAGCUAGCGACCGUGGUACUGGCCACGAGGGAGCAUGCGGUCGGUGUCGUGGUAGGGGGGUCUCUGGGCCACGCGCUCUGCACUGGUUUGGCUGUGAUAGGCGGCAGGAUGGUUGCCGCCAAAAUUUCUGUUAGGACUGUUACCAUAAUCGGUGGUCUUGUGUUCCUGUUUUUCGCUGUGAGCGCCCUCUUCAUCGGGCCCGGUGAAUAGGCCCUAGUAUAUAGUUAUGUGUAAGUGACAAUAUGUAUUGUACAUUGUUAUAUUAGCUUAGACAAUCUCACUUGUUUAUCUAUGUAUAGAAAGUUUGUGCUAAAUGUAUUUGUAUUGAAUUGUUAGUUGUGUGGUGGUAAGCAAGUAACUUGGUUGAAAACUGCCUGAGAGUGGAAAUUGUUGCAAAAAGAUGUGAAAGAGAUAGUGCACAACGGUGUAUAGUGUUGUCUCUCUUACUUGUGAAGAUAAGAUAGGCAUCAAAUCGAAAAGGAAAUUUAGAAUGAGUUUAAUCAAUCAAUCUACAUUUGACGCCUAUUAAUAAAUAAGAGACUAUCAAAAAACGAUUUCUGCGCAGAUAAGGCCUUAAUUGUUACUAGCUGACAACUGCAUUACUAACUAUGAUACUGCCACUCUGCUUAUGGCGAAAUAAAUAAAAGUAACUCAAAACGGUAAACAUCAGUAGGAGAGCAAAAUGAACUCUAAUACCUUGAGAUAAAGACCAUGUCAAUGACAAAUUACCUCUGUCUCAGUCGCGCGAAUAUCUAAAUGACAAUGGAUAAUGUUUUGGUACGUACUUCCAGUUAUUUAUUUCGGCCCAAGCAUUUCUUGCGGGUUGAAACCCUGUAUAGAAAAUUAUUAUUUUUAUAUAAAAAAUACCAGUGUAAAUAUAUUUUUUUAUAGUCAAAGCUAAGUAAUUAUGGUAUAGACAAGAUUUUCUGCACUAUAGUUCGUACAAAUACGUUUAGUUAUUGCUAGAACAACACUAGCUUAACUGUGCGAUGAAUGAACAAAACAUUUUUAGUAAAGAGUGAAAUAUAAAUGAACGAUUUGAAUUCAAUUCUUGUUUCGCUAGUUAUAUAUUUGGCUUACUUUUGACCUCAAAUGUACGAUAAUUAAAAAUAUAUAUAUAAAUAAAUAAAGUAUUCUGAAACGGCUUGAUAUUAAUUCAUUAAAUUGCGUUUUAAGCAUAUGAGGUACGAAAGCCCCAAGAAUUUGUAUGGCGUUGGUCACUUUGAGACUAAACCUGGUCUUGGAGAGAAUGCUUUGUCUUUUAAAUGAAAAGCCUUGAUUUUAGUUAGUCAUAUAAUAUUAAAUUUGCUAUUUAUGCGGUUGAAAAAUGUACUGUUAACAGCAAAAGUUGGUUAACACAGGAAAAUGUAGGUAUUGGUGUUUUAGUAUGUUUCAAUGUGCCUACUUUGUUAUCUAAACUUAAUAGUCAAGUCAUUUAAUAUCGUCUCGAGGCAAAUAAUUUAAAACCUUGAAAACAUUUUAAAAUCUUCGUCGAUCGUAUUUAUUUGAAAUUUUACAAUUCUUUAAAUAUCUUAUGGUAUUGUUCUGAGUGCUGUUGCUGAUCGUACCAGAUAAAGUUAAGAUAGUGUUGUUCUAAAAUGAUUGGAUUACAAUUGAUGUUAAAUAUAUCGUGUUUUAGCAGUACUUGAGUGGCGUGUGCACGAUAGUACACUUUAAGUGUUUAUUUGUUAUCAUGAAGAGGUUAUUGUACACCAGAUAUUGUCUUGAUAAAGGAUCAAACAUUGUGUCAAGCGAAACUGAACCUUAUGUCAUAGGUGUAAGAGCGUUACAGAAAAUUUUGAUGUAUUAAGAUUAUGGAAAAACUAAAUUGAAUGUAUUCGGGAGCUGUGAUUCCACAGACAGAAACUUAAAAACCUCUUCUUCUUUUUGCGUUGAGGGCUCACAACUAUAACAGUUUUGCCAAGGUAGCAUAACAUUAAGUCACCUCUUAUCGAAUAGCCACAAUUAAAUUUAACAUACGAUCGUAUGACGCCAAGAGUUAGGUUUAGUGAAUGUGUGGGCGCACACGUACGACGAUAACGCUUAUCCAAAAAAUGAUAGCGAAGACAAUUGAUCGGAUUAGAUUGCACCAUAAAUGUUUUAUCCUUUCACAAGAUAAAUUUGACUUGAAAGUGAAUGCACGCCAUUGAGUACUUGUUAAACAUGAAGCUACCACUAAAAUUGUUUUUGAUAAAGUUGAUAGUACCUAUUUAUAUUCAGAAAUGUCACUUUUAUUAUGUAUUGUGUAGGUACUUGUUUUACCUGCGAGUGUAAUGGUUGAACAUUUAUUUUGGUCUAUAAAUGUAUUGGAUGACAGGUUUUUAAAUUCUUCCUAACAUAUAAAAAUAUACUUUAAAGAUUGACAGUGAGAUUUUAAUAAGUAUUGUUCAACAUUAAACCGUUUUCUGUGGUAGCAAUACUUGCAUAUAUUUUUGUAGGUUGUCUCGAAAAUGUGACUCAGGGAUUUUAUUCACGAGGCAAUAUAUGGCCAACAACAGGUGCUUAUGUACUAAACAAAUCGUGUGGUUACAGAUAGUCGCGUUGUCUCGUUUGUGAAGUCUUAAAAAUAAACAAAAUUAUUACUUCUCUCGAAAAAACUUAUUUUUUACGGCCUGUAUAUAAUGUAUGAAAUUAUGAAAAACACGAACAUAUUUUGUCAACAAGAAACAAAUAACGUGAUGUAUAGACUCGCUUUCUUAAAUAGAAUUGACAUUAGCAAGCAAUGCAAGCGAAUGUUAAUUCAAUGUUAUUAUUUUUAUACCUGCCUGAUAUGUAUAGAUAAAUGUAUGAAAGUUUGUGACAAUAGAUUUGUAAUGAGA